This is a messenger RNA of Xyrauchen texanus (razorback sucker), 777 nucleotides long. Its product is annotated as plasmanylethanolamine desaturase-like. The coding region runs from base 1 to 777 and encodes 258 amino acids. NCBI's taxonomy places the organism in Eukaryota, Metazoa, Chordata, Actinopteri, Cypriniformes, Catostomidae. Gene Ontology annotation, molecular function: oxidoreductase activity. The transcript is spliced from 9 exons. The record is from RefSeq and is a predicted model, not a curated record.
AUGAAACAAGGGAGCAUGGCGGUGGCGCUACUGUCAGAGACGGAAAUCAGGCAUCGGUGCCGACAGCUCGCCAAGCUUUACUCACCGGGAAAGAGACUGCAGGAGUGGAUUUGUGUGAUUUUGUGCCUCUCACUCUUCGUUGUAAACUUCUUCCUUCUCCUCAACUUUUCCACUGUGCACAUCUACAAAAUCAUCUUUGGCAUCGUGACUGGUAGCGUGAUGGCAUACUUUGCCUCUGGAUUGGUACAUUGGGGGGCUGGUACAUGGGGCUCGGUGGACUUCCCAGUAAUUGGAAAGGCAUUUAUUCGUCCAUUCCGGGAGCAUCACAUUGAUCCGACUGCUAUCACCCGGCAUGACUUCAUUGAGACUAAUGGAGACAACUGCAUGAUCACUAUCCUGCCUCUGGCCCACAAGGCCUAUAAAUUCCUCACCUACCCACCAGAUGCCCUUGCGGAGUCCUACCCCUGGGAAUGUUUUGUUUUUGCAUUGGCUGCCUUUGUCACCAUGACUAAUCAGAUCCACAAGUGGUCACACUCCUACUUUGGCCUGCCAUGCUGGGUCACGCUACUGCAGGAGUGCCACCUAGUGCUGCCACGGAAACACCACAGAAUCCAUCAUGUGUCGCCACAUGAGACAAACUACUGCAUCACUACAGGUUGGUUGAACUAUCCGAUGGACAGAGUGGGCUUUUGGCAGAAAAUGGAGUGGCUGAUCGAGAGACUGAUGGGUCAGAAGCCACGCUGCGAUGACCUGGCCUGGGCCAAGAAAACGGACUGA